Molecule: messenger RNA, 1683 nt
Organism: Mercenaria mercenaria
Lineage: Eukaryota; Metazoa; Mollusca; Bivalvia; Venerida; Veneridae
Exons: 1
Coding region: 1-1683 (560 amino acids)
Biological process (GO): positive regulation of DNA-templated transcription
Cellular component (GO): nucleoplasm; chromatin
Molecular function (GO): zinc ion binding; ubiquitin-protein transferase activity
Source: RefSeq, a predicted model, not a curated record
AUGACAUGUGAUCCAUGUCGAUUUGCUGGAAAACCAACACUAGCAGUGAAAUACUGUAAGGACUGCAAAGGACACUUUUGCUUCUUUUGUUCUAAAUCUCACGUGAAGGCGUCGAGGACUAAAACGCAUGAGCUUAUCAGUGUAAGCAAAACUCGGUCCACAAAAAGCUCAACAAGAAUUCAAGAAAAAUGUCAAGAUCAUGGAGCAGUUUUGAUAAGUUACUGUGAGACACAUGAGGCGCUUUGUUGUAGCGUUUGCGCACUGACCAGUCAUAAGGGGUGUAAGAAAGUUAUACAGCUAAGUGAAGCAGCCGUUGGGAAGCGGGCAUUUCGCAUGUGCAAAGAUUUAGAGUCGGCCAUAAAAAGGAUGCAAAAUCACUUUGAAGAAGUGCAAGCCCAAAAACAAGAAUACAUAAGAUCAGUUGAACAACAGCUGGAUGCUGUUGAAUCGUCUAUAAACAUGUUCCGAAAAUCAGUAAACGGAAUAUUAAAUAAUCUUGAAGAUGCCCUAAACAAAAAGAAAGACGACAUUUAUAAAGAGAGAACUGAACUUGUUAAGAGUCACGUGAAGACUUCACAGACUGCUAUCAAUAUUUUAAACGAUGCAUACAAACAGUUAGAUUUCAGUUUAAAAGAAUCGGACUCAGAAAUGUUUAUUAGAACCAAACGUGUUCAGGGCGUUGUGCAAACGUAUGCACAAGUUCUUGCGCGAAUUCAACCGAUGCCUGAGAAAGAGGUAUUUCGUUUUAUUCCUGAUCUUAGUAUUGAGAAAUUCCUUGGGGGACUGAAAGAAUUAGGGGACCUAAAAAUUGUUAUUGUACAGUCAAGAGAAUAUGAACCAUCUAUAGCUUCUUCAAGACAAAGUUCCAGCGACAACAGAAAACCAAAUUUUACCACUGAUAUUAAAGUAAGAAUGAAAACGGACAAGAAAGCUUGUUUCAUAACCGGGGCAACAUUUCUCUUUGAUGGAAGAGUCGUUUUAGCCGACGACUCUAAUAAAAAUGUGAAAUUAUUUGGUACUGACUUUAAAUCCCUUUCCAGUGUACCAUUGGACUCCUCUCCCAGAGAUAUUUCAACAAUAUCACAUACUGAAGUCGCGGCCACAUUGCCAAAUGAAAAAAUGAUACAGAUGUUCAAGGUCGGUGCAAAAGAUAUGGAAAAGAAGAAGAGCCUUGUGUUGGACAUAGAAUGCUACGGAAUAACUUAUUUCGAAACCGAAAUAUAUGUAACGUCCGGCUGGUCGUCUGAAAGAGAAAUUCAAGUCUUAAACCCAUCCGGCGAAUUCAGCAGAAAAAUACGGUUACCAAAAGGUGUCUUUCGAUAUCCACUUUACAUUACUAUAGACCCUAAAUCAAGAAUAAUGUAUGUGGCAGACUAUAUAAACGGUAUAAUAGCCUUAGAUAUGGCCGGUAAGAUUGUGUUUCAAUGUAAGAAUACAGAUAUUGGCACAUAUUACAAAGGACUCACGAUUACUACGCCGGGACAGAUCUAUGUUUGCACGUGGCAACAGAAUGGUGUUCAGCGUGUACAUACAGAUGGCAAGGGUUUGGAAACAGUUUUAACAUGGAAAACAAGUGAUAGACGAAAACCGCUAGCUGCUGCAUAUACAAGUAAAACCAAAAGACUGGUAUUGUCAUUCUGUGGUGAUAAAAGGGACGUCCUCAGUAUAUAUAAAUUUUAUUAG